This is a messenger RNA of Purpureocillium takamizusanense, 1171 nucleotides long. RefSeq lists its product as uncharacterized. The transcript is spliced from 2 exons. NCBI's taxonomy places the organism in Eukaryota, Fungi, Ascomycota, Sordariomycetes, Hypocreales, Ophiocordycipitaceae. The record is from RefSeq and is a predicted model, not a curated record. Bases 223 to 738 code for a protein of 171 amino acids.
UGUUGGCCGUGCAUGCUAUACGGCAUCAACGUGACGCCCUACUGACGUUACUAGGCAUCUAAGGUACACUACUUACUCUCCAAAGCAGAACACAUAGCACGCGCAUAGUACGGGCGCCCAGUGCCGUCCACCAUCUUUUCACUUUGGAGCUCGGGCAGGGAUACGCGGGCCCGCGAGUAAGAGUCGACGCCCCCAAGGCAUCGUAUCGUGUCCAGCGGCCAGAUGAAGAGGCGCAUGCUGUGGCCUCGGAUGGUCCCGUUCGCCUCACGUAGGACAGCAUUUCCCCCAUCUCGUGUCCACGAUCCCGUACCCCGCAUUCGAUCCGGCGGCCACGGGACCAGAUGGACUCGCGACCUAAUACUAGUUACGCCUGCCUUGCUUCCCGCUCCCUUUGAGCGGCAGCGGCAGCGGCAGCGGCCACGGCUGUCAACCCGCUUCCGAAGAAGCAUCGGCGCCAAGGACAGCCCUUCAGACCGCUCAAUGCGCAUAUCCGGUUUGGCUGGCAAGAAAACGCGACUGAUGGACGAUCGAUGGCAACGCACCAAAUCGGAGUUGAAUCCGCGCAUCGUCGCCUUAUUAGCCGUGCGAUCCUCUCCGAUGGAAAGAAGAGGAGGUCCAGCGACACCGCAACGCCGCCCUUCGAAUCCCGACGAUGAUGGCCCCGAACGGCAGGCUCCUACGCAAAACGUACGGGAGAGAAGAUGGGCGAUUCUCGUCUUUGUCGUGGUUCCGUCAUGAACCCCCUCUCCCCUUCCUCCCCGGGCGCCCAUUCGGAUAUGUCGGCGGCACCUUCUGUCGACAUCAGGGCAGUGCAAUCCCCAGAGUCAUAUUCCCGCAGAUGCCGCCGACAUGUCCCAGAAAUGAGACGAAAUACCUCUUUCAAAGGGCCGGUUUCGUGUGGGGUCUAGCUGCGAGGUUCGACGGGUUCUCCGACGGGUCGAGUCACGGACGUCAUGUCGUCACGAGUCACGACAUCCGCUCAUUGCUACGUAUACGUGGGGAGAUAACAUGACGCCGCGGGGCUCCUGUACCAAGCCGAGAUAGGCUGCCGUGUAGAUUGCCGAUGGCGCGUACGUGCAGUGUCCCUGUGGAGCAAAGGCUGCGCUCGUGUGACGUGCAGAACAGGCUGCGAGGAGGGUUGUCGACGUCGGGUCAAUGACUCUGCUCUGCU